Molecule: messenger RNA, 1284 nt
Organism: Clonostachys byssicola
Lineage: Eukaryota; Fungi; Ascomycota; Sordariomycetes; Hypocreales; Bionectriaceae
Source: the annotation of a GenBank genome assembly
AUGGCUCCUGUGACUUCUGAAACGAGCUCAUCUAUGGACGAGGAAGAUGACUAUCUUGCACCAGACGGAGGCUAUGGCUGGGUCAUUGUUGCUUGCAUUCUUGGCAUCAAUAUUGUUACAUAUGGUAUCAACACCUCCUAUGGCGUAUACAUUGCUUACUACCUCGAACACAACUACUUUGAUGGCGCAACAUAUAUGACUUACGCCUUCGUCGGCGGCUUGUCCGUGGGCAUAGCAUGGUUUUGCGCGCCAGGUAUUAAUUAUCUGGUGAAGAAAUUCGGCCUGCGAAUCCCAUUAUUCGCGGGCCUUAUAUGCAUAUCUCUGGGCCAAUGCCUAUCAGGUCUCACGCAGCAUCUCGCCAUGUUUGUUGUAUGGCAGGGAUUGAUAUUUGGAAUGGGCCUAGGAUUGACUUCUCUUCCGCCACAGCAACUACUACCCCAGUGGUUCGACAAGCGACUGAGCCUGGCUCAGGGUAUCGCGACAACUGGGUCUGGAAUCGGAGGGUUGAUUUUCUCCAACACAACUCGGGCAGCCCUCGCAACCAUGGGCGUCAAAUACACCCUCAUCAUGAAUGGCUGUAUUUCCGCAGUCGUUCUCGUACCCUGUCUUGUGCUCUUGAAGGGUCGAACGGCAGUAAACGUCAGAGUCGAACCUCUCCAACUCAAGUGGUUUGUGCACGGCACAUUCUUCUGGGUCUGGACCUGGGGAUUCUUUGCUGCCAUGGCGUACUUCAUUGCUAUUUAUUCUCUUGCGCCUUAUGCAACAGAUGGCAUUGGCUUGACCCAAACGCAAGGUGCUGCGCUCCAAUCCAUACUGGCAGGGGGGCAGAUCAUUGGCCGCCCGUUAAUUGGUUUGGCCCUCGACAAGGGCGGCCGCUUCAACAUGACGAUCAUUGCCAAUAUUGUUGCUGGAUUAACCUGCGUGGCCAUCUGGAUGCCGGCUCGGUCAUUCGCCGCGCUUGUGCCUUACGCCAUCUUGCAAGGCGUAGUCGGCGGCACGGUGUUCAGCGUUGUCGUUCCUGUGACAACGUCAGCGGUAGGGGUCCUGGAUAUGGGAUCAGCAUUUGCGAUAUUUGGACUCAGCGUUGUUCCUGCAACUACAUUUGGGCAAGCGAUCGCUGUAUCGUUGAUCAAUUUCUCCAAGGAUACUCUUCUGAAGAGCGGGGGAGACGUCUACCAAAUAUCAAUUGGACUGUGCGGUGGUUUCUUUUGGAUGAGUGCACUCUUGCUGUUUGGUGGCAAGGUGGCCCUUCAAGGGAAUAUGAAGUUGCUUAAAAAGACUUGA